This is a messenger RNA of Brachypodium distachyon (stiff brome), 1301 nucleotides long. Its product is annotated as TLC domain-containing protein 2. The transcript is spliced from 3 exons. Lineage: Eukaryota; Viridiplantae; Streptophyta; Magnoliopsida; Poales; Poaceae. Gene Ontology annotation, biological process: regulation of membrane lipid distribution; plasma membrane organization; membrane assembly. Gene Ontology annotation, cellular component: plasma membrane. The record is from RefSeq and is a predicted model, not a curated record. The coding region runs from base 77 to 907 and encodes 276 amino acids.
CGGCCGACGAAGGAAGCGGAAGAGCCUAUAGCGUGUGAAGGAGUGCGGCUCCCCUCUCGCCACGACGACGAACCCCAUGCCGCCCCGUCGCGCCGGCGCGGGCGGCGGAGACACCACCGCGUUCUUCGCGGCGACGCUGGUGCUCUGGGCUGUGUCGGUGGGGUUCGAAAUCGGCGCGCGAGGGCGCCGCGAGCUUGCCGCCGUGGCCGCCGGUUUCGCCUUCUUCCAGGCCGCCAACACCGCCGUCCGCGCCGCGGUCUCCCGUGACCCGCUCUUUGUCAACACCGCCGUCUCGCUCCUCCACUCCUCCCUCACAUCCGCCUCAGUUGUCUUCGUUCUUCUCUGCCGAUGGCGCAAAAAGGGUCUUGAAAACAUGUUUGAGCAUGAAGAAUUAGUUGGUAGCAGUUGGGUUGGAGCAUAUUCUGCUCUGUGCUUUUCAUGUGGCUAUUUUGCUUAUGAUCAAUUGGAUAUGCUCCGCUACCGACUGUACAGUGGAUGGAUUCCUGGAAUUCUCAUGCAUCACCUUAUCCUGCUCAUUUGCUUUACCCUUGCUCUGUACCGGAAUGUUACAAUCAACUACCUAAUUCUCUCUCUUGUAUGCGAGAUGCACUCCAUAUUUUUGCAUAUAAGGAAAGUGAGGAGAAUGGCAGGUUUUCGUGAUUUCAACAGAAAAAUGGUGAAACUGGAAUGGAUACUCAACUGGUCUACCUUUUUGACAGCAAGGGUCAUCUGCCACAUACUGAUUACAUACAAAUUGAUAACUGAUGCGCACAAGUUUGAUAAGGGCAUUGAGCUUCCACUAGCUCUUUUUGGUAUGGCAGGAAUGAAUGUACUCAACAUAUCUUUAGGACUUGAUCUAUUUAAAGCAUUCGCAAGAGAGAGAAAUCAGCAGGUGCAUCAAGACUGAAUGUGACUUUCUUGAUAGUGUACUAUAAAUUUUUGGCAAGGUUAUAGUCACACCAAUGUAAAUCAGCAGACAGAGGUAUGUUCAAGUGCUAUUAGCCUCUAGGCUGUUGUAAUCAGCCAUAUACUUUGUUAUGUAAGCUGAAUUUGUGUCAAUAUCUCUUCUAGAAUGGAUUCUUUGUCAUUAGUGGACAUUACGUUAUGACAUCCACACAUAGACAAGACAACCUGGAUGCAGCAUUUACAAAGGUUAAGGUGAAAAGGGUGAAAGUGUGUGUAUCCUGUGUAAUACUUUUUUUCAUUUCAAAACCUCACCUAACAUACUACAGAGAUGCUUAGGAAACUUUGUUUUUUUGUGUAAUGUUUCGCUGUGAAUGUUGAUAUAUGUUGUUAAUUCA